AUGAUCUCGGCACAGCAGCCACCGUUCCCCAACAAAAUUCAAAAAGUAAUGGACGUCCAAACUGAGGAAGAAGAAACUUGUGAAGAGCAGUGUGACUCUGAAAACUGUACUUGCAGCUCCAAGCAUGCAUCAUCAACAGCAGAACCGGGCUCAGAUUCACCAGUAACUCUUAAAAUACUGCAGAACUGGGUGCCUAGAGUUUCGCCCUACUUUGAUAAAGAGCACUACACGUACGUUGGCCACCAGAUCGUCAUUCAGGAGUCCAUAGAACACUUUGGAGCCGUCGUAUGGCCGGGGGCACUGGCUUUAUCUCAAUAUCUGGAAUCAAAUCAAGAACAAUUCAACCUCAAAGACAAAAAAGUUUUGGAAAUCGGCGCUGGAACAGGCUUGGUUUCCAUUGUGGCCUGUAUCUUAGGAGCUUACGUUACAGCUACUGAUUUGCCUGAAGUUCUUGAAAAUCUUUCAUAUAAUAUUUCAAGAAAUACACAAAACAUGAAUAUGCACAAACCUGAAGUGAGAAAACUGGUAUGGGGAGAAGGCCUCAAUGAAGACUUUCCUGUAUCAACUUACCAUUAUGAUUUCAUACUGGCAACUGAUGUUGUAUACCAUCAUGCAGCUUUGGACCAGCUGUUAGCAACAAUGGUGUAUUUUUGUAAGCCAGGAACAGUAUUACUAUGGGCAAAUAAAUUCAGAUUCACUACAGACUAUGAAUUUUUGGAAAAACUUGGCAAUAUAUUUAACACAACUAUUCUAGCAGAAUUUCCAGAAUCAAAUGUCAAGCUGCUUAAAGCCACAGUAAGAGAGAAUUAAAGAGAAAACUACUACUAA
This is a messenger RNA of Haliaeetus leucocephalus (bald eagle), 828 nucleotides long. RefSeq names its product methyltransferase like 21C (gene METTL21C). Gene Ontology annotation, cellular component: cytosol; cytoplasm. NCBI's taxonomy places the organism in Eukaryota, Metazoa, Chordata, Aves, Accipitriformes, Accipitridae. The record is from RefSeq and is a predicted model, not a curated record. Gene Ontology annotation, biological process: peptidyl-lysine methylation. Gene Ontology annotation, molecular function: protein-lysine N-methyltransferase activity. The transcript is spliced from 4 exons. Bases 1 to 810 code for a protein of 269 amino acids.